Messenger RNA from Penicillium oxalicum, 4326 nucleotides. RefSeq names its product ABC multidrug transporter atrF. The record is from RefSeq and is a predicted model, not a curated record. Gene Ontology annotation, biological process: transmembrane transport. The transcript is spliced from 10 exons. Lineage: Eukaryota; Fungi; Ascomycota; Eurotiomycetes; Eurotiales; Aspergillaceae. Gene Ontology annotation, molecular function: ATP hydrolysis activity; ATP binding; ABC-type transporter activity. Bases 1 to 4326 code for a protein of 1441 amino acids. Gene Ontology annotation, cellular component: membrane.
AUGCAGACUCCAAAAUGCCCCAUCAACCAGUCAGAGGGCAAUGAUAUGCCGAAACCGCAGGAGUACAACAACAAAUGCCCCCACGAGCAUAAGAAAAUCGCGGGUGAUGUCGACGAGCGUCCAUCAUCAGACGCCGAUCCCAGCCGUUCCUCCCCGGAUGACUACACCAAGCCAAUAAAUCGCAGAGCAACAGGCAGUCUCUCCGGAGAUUCCCACUUAGACGCCUUCCUCCGCCAGGGCCGCUUGAAUAAAUCCACGGAAGUCAGCCCGUCAAAGCGCUUGGGUGUGACAUGGGAGCAUCUCAGCGUGCAGGGCAAUCAAUCUGAUACGGCAUCUGUAAAGACUUUCCCCGAUGCAGUUCUCGGCACUUGUGGUCCGGAUCUCUAUCGCAUUCUGAGCGGCUGGAUCCCGUGGCUGCGACUGAAGAGAGAGAUCGCGGUUAGGACCAUCAUCAAAGACUUUUCCGGCAUUGUGAAAGAUGGCGAGAUGCUGCUCGUUCUGGGAAGGCCUGGGUCCGGUUGCUCUACUUUCCUCAGAUCCCUCGCCAACGACCGCAAGCCGUAUCAUGCUGUGCUGGGUGAGGUCAGUUACGGUUGUAUUCGGGCGGAGGAACAGGCUACUCACUUCAAAGGUGAGGUAACUUACAGCCCUGAAGACGACAUCCACUUUGAAAACUUGACCGUAUGGCGGACAAUUAUUUUCGCACUCUGGAACAAAACGAAGAAGAAGAACAAAGAAGAGCGACCUCUCCUUGCUGAAGCUUUGCUACGAAUCUUUGGCCUCGGGCACACCAAAGACACCAUCGUGGGCAACGAAUUCACCCGCGGUGUGAGUGGAGGAGAGAGGAAGCGAGUCACCAUUGCCGAGACAUUGACGAGUAAUUCCACGGUGACGUGCUGGGACAACAGCACCCGCGGCCUGGACAGCUCCACGGCUCUCGACUAUGCGCGGUCUUUGCGAACCAUGACGGAUAUCAGCAAGCGGACAACCAUCCUAACCCUUUACCAAACCAGCGAGAACAUCUACAACCUGAUGGACCGCGUCCUGCUUAUUGACACCGGUCGCUGCGUAUACUUUGGACCUGCUCGUGAUGCGAAAAACUACUUCAUCGACUUGGGAUUCCAUUGUCCGGAUCGUAUGACGACGGCCGACUUUCUCACAUCAGUGACUGACACCCGAGAGCGUCGCAUACGCCAGGGCUAUGAACGCCGUGUCCCACGAACGCCUGAAGAGCUCGAAUCUGCAUAUAAAACAUCAGCCUUUUACCGCCUGGCCAAGGAGGAGAUUCAUGCAUACAAAAAGGAGCUUCAGGCGACGGGGUGUACAGCCACCAAGAAUUUUCGCGACGCCGUAUUGGAAUCCAAAAGCCGGCUGGUCCCGAAGAGGUCGCCGUACACUGUGAGUUUCGCGCGCCAGGUGGCUGCGUGCACGCGCCGUGAAUUCUGGCUGCUCUUUCAUGAUCACACUACCAGCCUUACCAAAGCAUGGGUUACCCUACUGAAUGCCCUCGUGGUGGGAUCCCUUUUUUACGGUCAGGUCAGCGAUACGUCCGGCGCAUUUGGUCGCGGUGGUGCGGUCUUCUUUUCGAUCCUCUUCCUGGGCUGGGUGCAACUCAGUGAGCUAAACAAGGCGGUUGCUGGCCGGAUCGUGAUUCAACGACAUAAGAACUAUGCGUUCUAUCGGCCGUCUGCUGUGGCCAUUGCUCGUUCCGUGGCAGAUCUUCCAGUUCUACUGGUCGAAACUGCCCUUUUUUCCGUCAUCAUGUACUUUCUUGCAACCUUUGAAGUAAAUGCGGGCAAGUUCUGGAUCUAUUUCCUGCUGGUAUUUGUCAACACCUAUUGCACGACUGCCUUGUACCGACUCUUUGCCGCCUUAUCACCGUCUCUCGAUGACGCUGUGCGGUUUAGUGGGAUUGCAUUCAAUCUUAUGAUCAUUUACACUGGUUAUGUCAUGCCAAAGAGAAAAUUGUUUGGCGAUGCUCCUUGGUUUGGAUGGAUACACUGGAUCAGUCAUAUCUCAUAUGCCUUUGAGGCCGUGAUCACUAAUGAAUUCUCCGGCAAAGACAUGCCAUGCGCGCCAGCUGAUACCGUGCCCCGUGGCCCUGGCGUCGACGCCGCAUAUCAAGGCUGUGCCAUUCAAGGAGCCGGGGUCAACAACCUCGUCGUUAGUGGGCAGGACUACCUAUCAACCGCGUAUCAGUAUCACCGCGGUGAUUUGUGGCGUAAUUUUGGAAUCCUGGUAGCAUUCACUGUCGCUUACACUGGACUGUCGGCAUUGUUUGCCGAGAUCCUCCAAUUUUCGGAGACGUCUGGGGGCGCUCUACUGUUCAAAAAGGGUUCAACUCCGCGAUUCUCCCAGCCAAAAGGCAGGGGCCAUCAGCCUCUCCCAAUUUCGGAAAGUGACAGGAUUUUCACCUGGAAGAAUCUUGAAUACACUGUUCCGUACGGCCGCGAGGGCGGCACACGCAAGCUGCUAGACAAGGUCAGCGGAUAUGCUAAGCCGGGAGUGAUGGUUGCCCUUAUGGGAGCCUCUGGAGCGGGAAAAUCCACCUUGCUCAAUACUCUGUCGCAGCGACAGAAGGUGGGCGUCAUUACUGGCGAUAUGCUGGUCGACGGAAAGCCACUGGGUCCCUCGUUCAAGCGAGACACUGGUUUUGCGAGCAGAUGGACCUGCACGAUGGCACUGCUACCAUCAGAGAAGCUCUGGUGUUUUUCAGCCGUACUACGUCAGAACUCGGGCACGCCCAUGAAGGAGAAACUGGCAUACGUGGACACUGUCCUUGACCUACUCGAUCUUCACGAUUUACAGCAUGCCAUAAUCUCUUCCCUGGGCGUUGAGCUCCGCAAACGCACGACCAUUGGGGUGGAACUCGUGGCUAAGCCGUCCCUUCUUUUGUUCUUGGAUGAGCCGACGAGUGGCUUGGACAGCCAGUCCUCAUUCUCUAUUAUCCAUUUUCUGAAACGUCUCACCGCGGCGGGCCAGGCGAUUGUCUGCACUAUUCACCAGCCGAGCUCGGUUCUGUUUGAACAAUUUGACAUGACCAUCAUCGACUACUUUGGUGCUCGUGGGGCGCACUGCCCACCACAGAAGAAUGUGGCAGAGUUUAUCCUCGAGACAGCCAUCAAAGGCACUCAGCAAGCGGACGGUAGCUGGGUGGACUGGAACGCCGAGUGGCAGGCAUCAGAUGAGAAUGCAGCUGUUAUGACGGAGAUUGAUCGCGUCGCCCAAGCGGCAGCAGCAGCAGCCGCAUCAAACGAAGUGGAAAACACCUCCUCAGGGCUGAACACUGAAUACGCUGUGCCUGUAUGGCUCCAAACAGCCAUGCUUACACAGCGCAUGUACCGGCAUUAUUGGCGGGACUCGUCCUACCUCUACGGCAAGUUGUUUACCUCGGUCAUUAUUGGCGUCUUCAACGGGUUCACGUUCUGGCAGGCUGGGCAGAAGCAGUCCAUUACCGACAUGCAAGACGUCAUGUUUUCAUGCUUCAUUCUGAUCAUCAUUCCAUCCAUCAUCGUAAACGCCGUCCUUCCCAAGUUCUACUCUCAUAUGGCGCUGUGGCAAGCCCGCGAGCUUCCCUCGCGGAUCUACGGCUGGGUGGCGUUUUGCACGGCGCAGAUUCUCGCCGAGAUUCCUUAUGCCGUUAUGGGUGCUGUCGUCUACUGGCUGCUCUGGUACUAUCCUACUGGCCUUCCUGCCGACAGUAGCACGGCUGGAUACGUUUUUCUGAUGACUGUGCUCUUCUUUCUCUAUCAAGCCAGCCUAGGCCAAUGGAUCUGUGCCUGGGCUCCUAACUUUACCGUCAUCAGUAAUAUUCUGCCGACGUUCUUUGUGAUCUUCUCUUUGUUCAGCGGAAUUGUCCGCCCAUACAGCGAAAUGACAGCAUUCUGGCGAUAUUGGCUGUACUACGCCACACCUUCGACCUACUGGGUCGGUGGCAUUCUCGCGGCUACUCUGCACGAUAAAGCGGUUGUCUGUAGUCUCUCGGAGACAGCUCGCUUUUAUUCGCCGCCAGGGCAAACGUGUGAGAGCUAUGCCCGCGAGUUUGUCGACAGCGCCACAGGCUAUCUUAUGUCAUCGGAGCAACUCCCGGACCUUGGUGCGGGUGAAUGUGCCUACUGCCCAUAUUCGUUGGGCGAUGACUAUCUUGCAACGUUGAAUAUUGCAGCGGCAGACAAAUGGCCUUGCCUUGGGGUGUUCCUCGCGUUCUGCGUCAGUAACAUGAUGCUGGUGUAUUUCUUUAUCUACUGUAUUCGCAUUCGAGGAUGGACUUUUGGGCUCAAGGGACUUUCGCGACUGGUCCAGGGGAUCUUUAAAAGGCAGAACUAG